Lycium ferocissimum is the source of this 1833-nucleotide messenger RNA. RefSeq names its product putative threonine aspartase. The transcript has 11 exons. Gene Ontology annotation, biological process: protein maturation. NCBI's taxonomy places the organism in Eukaryota, Viridiplantae, Streptophyta, Magnoliopsida, Solanales, Solanaceae. Gene Ontology annotation, molecular function: threonine-type endopeptidase activity. The record is from RefSeq and is a predicted model, not a curated record. Bases 246 to 1394 code for a protein of 382 amino acids.
CAGAGACUAACUUUCCUGGAUAUUUUCCAUUUAUUAACCAACUAUAUAGUCUAUACCGGCGAUCGAAAAAAUAAAAUAAAAAAAAGAGUUAUGGCAACUGAUGAGACUCUCUCAACUCCGACAUACUUCGUGGCGGUACACGUCGGCGCGGGAUAUCACGCGCCGUCGAAUGAGAAAUCUCUCCGUUCCGCCAUGAAAAGCGCGUGUCUCGCCGCCACUUCUGUUCUCCAAAAGGGUGCUGGUGGAUGCAUAGAUGCUGUUACCGCCGCAAUUCAAGUAUUGGAGUUAUAUUCUUGCAGGAUGAUCCAUAUACAAAUGCCGGACGGGGUUCAAAUUUGACAGAGGAUGGUCACGUGGAGUGUGAUGCUAGUAUUAUAGAUGGUGAUUCUGGAGCAUUUGGUGCCGUGGGUGCAGUGCCAGGUAUUCUCAGAGACAAUGAUCAUGUACUUCGAGGUGUCAGAAAUGCCAUUGAGAUUGCUGCUUUGUUGGCCAAGGAACAGAUCUCUGGUUCUUCACUGCUUGGACGAAUAUCUCCAAUGUUUUUAGUUGGUGAAGGUGCCCGUGCAUGGGCGAAGUCAAAAGGUGUUGUUUUACCAUCAAGUAUAACAGAGGCUGACGAGUGGCUUGUGACCGAGAAGGCAAGAACCCAAUGGAAAAGAUACAAAGCAAUGCUUGAUGAUGCCAAGGCUGUUAAUGAUGCUUCUGACAUGAAGAUGACUCAUGCUAAGGAGACUAAUGCAAUAUCUGAAGUAGAGAGCCAACCAUCUGAUCAAUUGAGGGGAAAUGGAGUGGGUGACCAAAUCUCCUUGCUAGAUGCAUUAGAUGAGGAUUUAAUUUCAGACACUGUUGGGGUUAUCUGUCUCGAUUCGGAAGGACAUAUGGCUUGUGGAAGCUCUAGUGGUGGGAUAGCACUGAAGGUAAGUGGGCGUGUGGGUCUCGCAGCAAUGUACGGUUCCGGUUGUUGGGUAUCGUCAAAGGGACCUUUUGGAGCUCCAUUUUUAGUGGGAUGCUGUGUCAGUGGUGCUGGAGAGUACCUAAUAAAAGGAUUUGCUGCUCGAGAAUGCUGUAUUUCGUCAUCACUGUCUCAAGCUGGUCCAUCUUCUGCCUGUAAAAAGGUUUUGCGAGCUGUUCAAGAAAACAGCCAGUAUGGCGCUGAAAGAAGUGCUGGAUUCCUUGUAGUUCAAGCAGAGCCUCCAAGAUUGGUCGGGGGCAGUUUGGCUAAGUUGGAAGCUGUUGAGAUUGCAGCUGUUUACUCUACCUCAUCUUUUGGAAUAGGUUAUUUUGGCAGCUCUAUGGAUAGGCCCAAGGUUUCAGUGCUUAGGAGUAAAAAACAACAAAAUAAAACUGGAAUUGAUGAGUUUGCAGCACGAGUCAAUCUUGUGGCCAAGAAAUAGUAGUGUUGCAGCUGGAGAGCACAGUGGCAUUGGAAUAAGGACUUUCCAUUUCAAUGGCACCAUCACUGAAACUAAUUAUUCAAUCAGCUAAGAACUGGAGAGCACGAUGUCCAAGAUACGGCUGAGGCCACUAGAAUGCAGUUGAAGGAAUGAUAAAAACGUAGUUGAGCCAAAAGGAAUUAAGGAUUCAAAUGAAAAAAUAGUUAAGAGAUUGUUGCAGACAUGAUCAAGUAGAACUGAUUUUGAAUUUUGCUAGAAAUGUUGCAACUAUACAUAACUCUUAUUAGUAUUUACAUUCUGAGACAUUCAUUUCUGUCUUUGGUUCUUGCGGAAUAUGUUCUGGUAGCCUUGUGUGAAAUACAUUGUCCGAAGUCAUGUACAUUAACAAAAAUUUAUUUGAUGAAUGGUACAAUAACCAAAACAAGGUUACAAAAGGUAA